AUGGAUGUUUUAUUAUCCUCAACCUCAAGUUCAAGCCUAAUCAACAUUUCAAAACCUUACAAACAUCAUCAUAACCUUCCACUUUCAAAUAAUCAUCAAAGACAACCUCGUACGGUACAGUUUUCCGUCUCUUGCAGAGCCACAAAAAGUGUUCCAAUUAAUCAUAUGCUACUCGAUGAUGAUGAUGGAAACUUGUACAAGAUACUACGUUUGAGUUCUAAAACAGCAACAACGGAUGAGAUAAAAAGAGCAUAUAGAAGAAUGGCUCUUCAGUAUCAUCCUGAUGUUUGUCAUGAAGGUUUGAAGAAAGAGGAAACAACGAGGAUGUUUGUAAAACUGAAUGCAGCUUAUGAGAUAUUGUCGAAUCCAAAGCUUAAAGAGGAGUAUGAUUCAAAGUUAUUGGGUGAUUUGAGAAGAAGUAAAUGGAUGGAACAAGUUGUUGAAUUGAAUAGAAGGUCUCAAACACGUAUGGAUGCUGCACCAUCAUCAUGGGGUAGUAGAAUGAGAGCCAAGAACAAUAUCAACAAAGAUGAUCAUAAUAACUAG
Molecule: messenger RNA, 546 nt
Organism: Lathyrus sativus (Indian pea)
Lineage: Eukaryota; Viridiplantae; Streptophyta; Magnoliopsida; Fabales; Fabaceae
Source: the annotation of a GenBank genome assembly